Molecule: messenger RNA, 1242 nt
Organism: Leptosia nina
Lineage: Eukaryota; Metazoa; Arthropoda; Insecta; Lepidoptera; Pieridae
Source: the annotation of a GenBank genome assembly
AUGACCUACCGAAAACCGCGCACCAAUGGAUCGAUGGUAAACGGGAGCAGGAUGGCGCUGAAGGCCUCUGGAGAAUCCAUGAUGGUUUAUACGAUUUCACAGACUUCAUCCAAUCACAUCCCGGGGGGCACACAAUGGCUAGAAUGUACUAAGGGCACUGACAUAACAGAGCAAUUCCUAACACAUCACUUAAGCGGGAACGCCGAAUCAAUCAUUCCGAAAUAUUUCGUUCGAAAAACGAAGCAGCCGAAAAAUUCGCCCUUUACGUUCGCAGACGACGGCUUUUAUUCGACGCUCAAAUCAAAGAUAGUUGAAAAACGAAAGGAAAUACCGAAGGACGUGAGAAAGAAAAGCGAUUUGAUUACCGACAUGUUACUAGUGCUAUUCCUAAUUGGAAGCCCUUUAACUUGUUGGGUUUGGACGCAGAAUCUCCUACUGGGACUUGCGUCUACUGUCGUGGUCAGCUACGUCCUAACCUGCCUUACUUUCUGCGGACACAACUAUUUCCAUAGAACCGACAGCUGGAGGAUGGACUGGCGGGUAACACACGCAAUGUCACAUCAUUUACAUACAAACACGGCUCAAGACAUUGAACUGGGAUUAUUAGAGCCGUUCCUUCAGUUCCUGCCGAAUCCCAAUAAACCAAUUUUGGUGCAAAUGGCUGCUUUUUACUAUCCCGUUAUAUACGCGUUCGUUAUCUUGGGAUGUUUGAUAAAGGACGUGGCAGUUAGUUUAGCGGGAUAUCGUGGGAAAAAACUGACGUGGACUAAUGUCAUCCCAUUUGCUGUACCGGUGUGGAUGUGGCUGGCCAGCGGAUCAUACUUUCCAUGGGUGAUAAGCGUAUGGCUCCUGAUGAUUAUAUUAAGUAGUGAAUUCUUCGUGAUCUUUGGGUUGACAGCUGGUCAUCUUUCUCACACGAACUUCUUCGAAGGAGAUAUACCUCGAUCAGACAAAAUCGACUGGGGCAUUCACCAGAUAGAUACGAUAGUGGAAAACAUCGACAACGCCGGAAACCACUUCAAGUCGAUAACAAGAUUCGGUGAUCACGCCCUCCACCACCUCUUCCCAACUUUGGACCACGCUGAGCUGAAGUACCUUUAUCCAACACUAUUGGAGCAUUGCGAAAAAUACGACACCCAACUCCGCAUGACGAAUUUCUAUAACGCUCUAUUGAGUCAAAGUAAGCAACUCAUUCGCAAACGACCCAACAAUUUCAGGGAAAAGACAGCAAACCCCUUGUGA